Messenger RNA from Arachis ipaensis, 555 nucleotides. RefSeq lists its product as uncharacterized. The record is from RefSeq and is a predicted model, not a curated record. Lineage: Eukaryota; Viridiplantae; Streptophyta; Magnoliopsida; Fabales; Fabaceae.
AUGUCAAGGGAUUGCCCUCGUAGGAGGAAUCCGAAUGCGGGUCAGAAUCAACCCCAAAGACGAGUGUUUGCUAUGAACGCCAGUGAUGCUGCUAAGGCAGAUCCUUUGAUGAGAGGUAAAGGUUUAUUUGGUGAUAAGACAUUGGUUGCAUUGUAUGAUACUGGAGCUUCGCAUUCAUUCAUUACAUUUGAUAAGGUUGAGGAACUAGGAUUGAAAAUAUCAGAAUUAGCUUUCGAUUUGUAUGUGCAUACCCCGUAUCAGACGGUUGUGACUAGAUCAGGUUGUAGGCAAAUAUCUUUCAAGAUUGGGGAUAGAAAAUUUGUUCAUGAUUUAAUCUGUUUGCCAAUGUUUAUGCCAGAAGGAGAAAGAGGAGCAGUGGUAGCUGAGUGUUAUUACCUAAACUCUGUGUUGGUGAAUUAUAGUGAAAAAGAGUGUCAGGGUUAUAUACUUUUGGCUGCGAAUGCGUUAGGUGAUGAACAGAAGUUAGAUCGAAUUCCGGUAGUUAGAGAUUUUCCUAAAGUGUUUCCUGAAGAUAUUCCCGAAUUUUUACCUUAA